AUGGAUGAGGAGCCGGUGGAUUGGAACUUUGAUCCGGAGCCAAUGGAGUCGGACGAGGAGCCAGAGUUUAUGGAGCAGGACCACGAGCAGGAGGGCGAUCCUGAGGAGAUGGAUUCCGAGGAGGAACCGGAGAGAAAUGCCACUAUUGCCGCUGCUGUUGAGGCCGCCAUUGCUGCUGCCAAUGGGGCCAAUGGGAAUAACGGAAGUGAUGGGAAUCAGGGGAAUAACGAGAAUCCAAUUCCGGGACCGGCAAAUGUGAUCAGGUCGAUGUCUAAGUUGGUCGAGCAGUUCUUGAAAUUGAAACCGCCGAAGUUCAAUGGGAAGGGUGACCCCGAGGCUGCACCGCGAUGGGUAGAAGAAUUAGAGAAAGCCUUUGAUGUUCUGGGGUGCACCGAGAUUGAAAGGGUGGCAUUGGCGAUAUAUCAGUUGCAGGACAAUGCAAAUGACUGGUUGAAGGCCACCAAGGGCAGAUACAUCUCAGAGAGUGCCCAGGAGAGGAAACUGGCGGAAUUUAUGAGGCUCCGCCAAGGACAGAUGACUGUAGAUCAGUACGAAGCGGAGUUGGCUAGAUUGUCGAGAUUUGCACCUAGGAUGGUGGAGAACCCGCAGGAUAAGGUUCGAAGAUUUCGAGAUGGGCUAAAGUCGGACCUUAGGAGUCAGAUGAUAUCGCUCAACAUUCGGGAAUAUGGGGAAAUGUAUGAACAUGCUUAA
Messenger RNA from Syzygium oleosum, 711 nucleotides. RefSeq lists its product as uncharacterized. The transcript is spliced from 3 exons. NCBI's taxonomy places the organism in Eukaryota, Viridiplantae, Streptophyta, Magnoliopsida, Myrtales, Myrtaceae. The record is from RefSeq and is a predicted model, not a curated record. Bases 1 to 711 code for a protein of 236 amino acids.